GAACCUUUGUGUCUCGGUCUACUUUGAUGUUGCUCGGCCUAUUUUAGUUUAGCUUAACCUGCUAACCGCUAACAUAGAGGCGCUGUGAUCAACAACACGUCGUUGAGCAGAGCUCGAAAGCGUAAAGUGUUGUUUUCAAUUUUCGUGUGAAAAUGUGUGCAAGAAGGACAGCAGAAUACGAGGAGGAACUUUGUGUAGAGAAAGAGGAACACAAGGGACAACGUCAACUGCUGGACGCCAUCGACAGGAUGCAGCCAAGAAUUGUUCUUCACAGAAUAGACAUCAGUGAAGAUGUUGGUCCUGAGCGGCAGGAUGCAGAGCCCUCUCAAAUUAAAGAGGAAGAGGAGAGCAGACAGGUCUCCCACUUUAAAGAGGAAGAAGAGAAGCAGGCCCCUUACAUAAAAAAAGAGGAGGAGCCAGAGCACACUUGCACAAAAGAUGGUGACAGCACAUCGUCAAAUGUUGAUGAUGAUGAUGAUUACGAUGAUGAGAAUGAUGAUGAGGAUGAAGGGUCAGAUGAUGAUCUGACAUGUCACAGUCAUAAGAAACCCUGGAAAUGUGCUCGGUGUGGAAAAACGUUUGCUGAUAAGCGUGCUUUGAAAUCACAUAUGGGAAUUCACAUUGGUGAGAAACUGUUCACCUGUUCAGACUGUGGCCGGAAAUUCUCUCAGAAGGGAAACUUAAAAAAACACACCAGAAGCCACUCUGGUGAGAAACCUUUUUCAUGCACUGACUGUGGCCAAAGAUUCACACGAAAGGAUCACUUAAAAAAUCACUCAAGACAGCACACUGGUGAGAAACCUUUCGCCUGCUCACAUUGUGGCCAAAGAUUCUGUCACAAGGGUAACUUAAUAAAACACUCAAGAAAGCACACCGGUGAGAAACCAUCCUGCUUUGUUUGUGGCCAAAUAUUCUCCUACGAGCAAAGCUUAAAAAACCACAGAAGAACUCACAUUGUUGAGAAACCUUUCGCCUGCUCAGAUUGUGGCCAAAGAUUCUGUCAGAGGGCUCAGUUAAUAAGACACUCAAAAACGCACACCGGUGACAAACCAUUCUCUUGCCGAGAUUGUGGCCAAAGAUUCUACCGUUUGGUACACUUAAAAAGGCACAGAAGAACCCACACUGGUGAGAAAACUUUUGCCUGCUCAGAUUGUGGCCAAAGAUUCUCUCACAAGGAAAACUUGUCACAAAAGAACACAUACUGCUGAGAAACCCUUUUCGUGCUCAGUUUGUGGCCAAAGAUUCUCUCAGAGAGGAAACUUAAAAGUACACUUAAGAACCCACACUGGUGAGAAACCGUUUGC
Messenger RNA from Hippocampus comes (tiger tail seahorse), 1304 nucleotides. RefSeq names its product gastrula zinc finger protein XlCGF8.2DB-like. Gene Ontology annotation, cellular component: nucleus. The transcript is spliced from 2 exons. NCBI's taxonomy places the organism in Eukaryota, Metazoa, Chordata, Actinopteri, Syngnathiformes, Syngnathidae. Bases 153 to 1208 code for a protein of 351 amino acids. Gene Ontology annotation, molecular function: DNA-binding transcription factor activity, RNA polymerase II-specific; sequence-specific DNA binding. Gene Ontology annotation, biological process: regulation of transcription by RNA polymerase II. The record is from RefSeq and is a predicted model, not a curated record.